CCAAACAUCUGCUCGUACUUAAACCCUCCACGAGCGUACUCCGCCACACCACGCGCAAAAUCCAUUAAACUAAUAAACCGAGUUUUUAGCAAAACAACACCUGCAAAACAAAUAGUAAUGUCUCGGCUAAUGAGGAUACUAACAACAACAGCAUGAGUGACAUCGUGUAUCGCAAUUUCUUCAUUCGUUGACAUCAUUCUUUUGUCUCAACUAACUCCACCAUACAAAUCUGCAAACCCCAAAAAUUAGUUAGUUUAGAGAAGUGGUUGAAGGAGGAGGAUAAGUGAAGAAUUUGGUAUUUCUAUUUCAAUUCAAAGAUGUUAUUUUGAAUUGAAAUAAAGAUACCUUUGGUGAUACAGAUUAGGGAUUGCUGCUGGCCUGCUGUGUAGCAGCGUCAAUGGUUUGAAGAAUUGAAGUGAGGGCGAAGAGUUUGCGGAGAAAGUGAGAGUGAAAGGGGGAAGCGCGCAGAAAUCGUAACGUUGGGUAAAUGUGUCAAAACUUUUACAAUACAAUUAUGCUUUCAAAUAGUUAGCAGUGAAAUGAGUUAUUAAUUUGAGUCAAUUUUUUGCAUUUUGAUAGUGAAACAAACGUGCAAGGGAAGAAGGUAGCAAUGGUUUUGGUGAAGAAAAUCAAAUUUGACAAAUUUAUUUACCAUCAUCUUUAUCCUGUACAUCGACACUUUCAUGAAAGUGGAGUUGAUGGCGAGGAAGUAGGGAUGAUUCCCUUUGGAAGGGAAAAUGGUGAUCCAUUUUAUAUAGAUUUACCGGAGCCUCGUCGAUGUAAAUCGGAGCGGAAGCCAUAUCCAACUCCCAUGAAAAUCCUAAUAAAGAGAGCUAAGGACGAAAGAGAAUCAAUGAGGUUAAAUCCAUGUCGAGUUCUUGAACAUGCCCCUGCCAAUGGCCUUCUUGUUCCUGAGCUUGUGCAAGUAUCUAGAGCAGUUUAUUGGGCACGAGAAUCCCUUCUUCUUGGAAUUUCCAAGCUCCUUGCAAUUGUACCUGUCCUAAGAUGCAGGUUCUGUUCAGAAGUUCAUAUUGGCCAUGUGGGGCAUGAAAUACGUACCUGCACUGGACCAAGGAGUGGUUUUCGCAGUGCUUUGCAUGAUUGGAGAAAAGGCGGUUUAACUGAUGUAGUUCACUUUCCCAAAUGCUUCCACCUUUAUGAUCCUGUUGGGAAACCAAGAGUUGUACAUAAUGAGAGAUUCGAUUUCCCGCGUAUCCCUGCAAUAUUGGAGCUCUGUAUACAAGCCGGUGUUAAUCUGGAACAACAUCCUGUGAGAAGGCGAACAAAGCCAGUCUAUAGUGUUGAAGGAAGAAUUGUAGACUUUGAUCCCGUAAAUCACAAUGAUGAUCCUAAUCACGAUAAUGAUCCUAGAGAUGAUAAUCUUCAAACAGAUUGUGGUUUCAGGACAGAAGUGAAAGAUAGGAAGGGGGAUUUUGUUGAAGAUCUUAUUCAUCCAUUGGUGCGAUUGAAUCUUGAGAAAGGAGGAAACUUACAGGAGUUGAGCAUUGGAACAAUGGCAUCUUGGUUUGAGAUGAUAUCAGGUGCCAAAAAGAUCAUGGAGAAGUACUUUGUAUGGACAUGUGGUUACUGCCCUGAGGUUCAGGUGGGUCCCAAAGGACACAAGGUGAGGAUGUGCAAAGCAUCUAAGCACCAGUCUCGUGAUGGCUUGCAUGCAUGGCAAGAGGCAACGAUUGAUGAUCUUGUGGGCCCCAACUACGUGUGGCAUGUUCGACAUCCAUCUGGCCCACCCUUGUGCAACAAUUUAAAGAGGUACUAUGGCAAGGCUCCAGCUUUGGUAGAGUUGUGUGUGCAAGCAGGUGCGCCUGUUCCCGAACAAUAUAGUAGCAUGAUGAGAUUAGAUGUGGUUCCUCCUGAUAUAGAUGAGGUUGAUCUUGUUGCAUGAUGCUUAUAUGAAAUGAAGUUUUCAUUUGUUUGCAAUGGUGGCAUUAUAUUAUAGUCAGCUAGAUGAGAGAAAUUAAAGAGGGAUUUCGGUGAUACCAUAUCACCUUUAUGAAUAAGAUAUCUUCAAGUCUUAACUCAUUUUAGUAACAUCAUCUAAGAUCUUUGUUCAUACCAAAAUCUCGUCAGUUUUAAAUAAAAACCACGUUACCAUGCACGUCAUCUCGGAAGGCUCCUCUCUUGGGGUUCCACACUUUAUUAUGAAAUUGGUUUCAUCAGUGCACCACCUUUAGGUAGACUCGGCUUCUGUGGUGCCAGUAAUGAAGGCUUCCCUCUGAAAAGACAGCAAAUUGUGGACGACUCUCAUACAGCUUCUGGUUAUCAAAUGGGUCCAAUAGAGGAUGUCGUCGUUGUUUCGUGGAUUUCCUGCAUCACCUGCCUGAGAAAUAUCUUCUUUUAUCAGCUUUUCUCAACUUCAUGGCACUGAGAUGUCUAAAAUGCUGGGAGCAUCAUGAGCUUAACAUUGAUCUUAUAUUACGUGGUGAUUACAUUCAAACAACAAUGAUGAUACAGUAUCCCUGAAGAUAGAUCACAUUGAUUUCCUCUCUUUAUAGUGACUCCAGAUAUACUAUCAAAAUGCUUUUGGCUACAACCAACAAGCAGCACAAGAGAUAUGUUGUAUAUCUUCCAAAAAGACUUCAAGGUAUGGACCUCUUAAAAAUCACUAUUUCUGAAUUACUUGAAAUAAGAAUAAGUUGUAGCUUUCUAAUGGACUUGUUUAAAUUGCAUACCGGAUGCAUUAUGGGCUAUGUAUUCAUGAACAUGAUUGAUCUCUCCAGAUUUAUGCAUUUCAUCAAAGUCUGCUUUAUUGAGACUUGUACCUAAUUGCAUAAAGAUCAGUCCUAAAAAAGCUGAAUGGCAAAGUGCGUCUUAUGCAGACAUUUAAGAUAGAAUGUGCGUCUGUGAGAUAAGUUCAAUGAUGAAAAGGUUGCAUCUCUUGUUUAUUCCCAUGUUCAAGGGAAGGUGGCCCUUGUGGCACAUUUUCAGAAUUCGAGCUUGAUUAAUGAGGAUACACGGUGUACCCCAUUCGGUUUCACCCAAAUGGUCUAAAUGCUGGGGAUCAGGUUUGUCAUGCAUUCAUUUCUUUGGCCCCAAUAGAAUUUGAUACUUAUAUGUAUUUCCAUUGGGCUUUAAUGUUACCUUUUUAUGUACUACCCUUUCUCAAGUACAUGCACUUCUGAGUUGAGACAUCUGCCCAGACACAUGGAAGCAAUUUGGUUGAAAUCAUGAAAUACUCACAGCAUGAUGAUGAAAGAUUCUAUAAAAUGCCUUGUAGACAAGUAACAAGUUUUAUAUUGAAAGACUGGAUUCAUGGAUGGGUUGGUGAGUAACCCAUAAAUCAUGAAAUACGCCCUUUUGCAUAUAGUCCAUGAGGGUGAUAAUAGUAUAUAACUAACUUAAUGCUUACCUGAGUGAAAAGAUGAAGUGUUAUCUGAAGGCGAGUUAAGAUUUGUUUAUGCGACACAAUUAGCAUGGAAGCUCAAAUUGAUUCGUUUAUUUUUUGAGCUCUACUAGCCUACUAGGUAGACAAUCUUUUUUAAACGCAAGACAACUAUUUGGUUCUAUUAGGAAGGUCAUUUAUUCCUGUUAACAUUGACAACAAGUGGACUCUGCUCAUCCACGUAAACAUAUUUGAGAGAGGGGAGAAGGGCUCUCAAGUCUAACUUUCUCACCUUGUUGGUGAGUUCGUCUACCAAUUCCUCUUCUUUGAACACAAGAGGGCUCAUGCUCCUCAACAUCUAAUGCUUGGACCAGUUUCAUCACAUUUUUGUGUGUCAUCCUCAUGAAUUUCACUCAACAAGGCAAACUUCCGACUUCCUAUUUUUUUCUCCUUCAACUGCUAUUUUACUCAUCUUUUUCUCCCUUAUGGUCAUUCUAGUACUCUUUUAGGUUUUUGACCCACUUUUGGAUAAUUUAACGUGCAUCUUACCCCUUUUACUCUACUCGUUAUGUUCUUAUGUAGGUGGGUUGCCGUGGGAGACUUCAAGUUUCCAAGAAGCCGAGGAAAGAGCAAAAGUAAGAUUACAAGUUAGAAGAAAAGGUGCGACUGGACCACGUACAAUAUUUCUCGUGCAGAAGAUUGGAAUUAGAAUAUUUGGUGUUCCGAUACAAGCUUUCUUGUGCUCUAGUUUGCUAGGCAGAGAGUUUGGUGCGGUUGCUCGUAAUCUGUUUAGUGCAUCCGCACCAAGGCCACCAACUAGUGGUGGCCAUGGGCCGGGCUGGCCCGCGGGCUGCCCGAGCCCGACCCGUUCCUGGCCCGGCCCGCCGCUCAUAACAUGGGCUCUGGGCCGGCAACGUUUGGGGAAUUUGUAAAUCAGCCCGGGCCCGGCACGAGCCCGCUAUUUUGGCCCGCUGGGCCCGUGGGCUGGGCCCGCGAAAAAGCUGCUCACAGUCGCUUGAAUGUGUGCCGUUGAGUUGAAGUACUCUCAAUACCUCUCCUUUUGCUGCAAAUUGUGCAGGUAAAGUGAUGAUAAUUGAUGACAUUGUGUCAUUGUGUCAUUGUGACAAUGACAAUACAUAUUAAGUACAUUGUCACAAAUACACAAUGUAUUGCAACGUCCAUAAAUAAUCCAUAUGCACCAAGCAACAAGCAACGGCUAAUUUUACAACAGAUAUAUUUACAAUGGCUAAUUUUUUCCUUUCUCUAUAAAUACACCAAAAUUUCAGUAUUUUUUCCAAACAACUCAUCACUCUCAUCUCAUCAUUCAUUCUUCUGUAUUAUUUCAAUCUCCUCAAUUUAGAAUUAUCAAAGUUCUCAAUUCCUAAAUAACAAAAUCUGUCAAUUAUAGAUUAACACUUUGCGCUUAAAAUUAUUAAUAGUACUACUACAGAAUUACUUGUUGUUUGGGUGAAGAUUUUUUGGAGAUCAUUCAAGAAACAUUUGAAGUUGCGAUUCUCACAUUUCCUAAUACUAUUUCUACUAUAUUGGUUGUAAGAUCUAACUCAACUUUGUUUCAAUUAUUUUUAGUUUAUUAUUACUAAUCAUUUUCUAUUUACAAUUAUAUUAUUAGUAUGUUAUUAGCUAUUGAUUAUUAUUGUUAAUUGAUUCCUUUUAUAUUAAUUAGUGUUAUUUUUGUUAAUUUUAA
Messenger RNA from Beta vulgaris subsp. vulgaris (sugar beet), 5045 nucleotides. RefSeq names its product APO protein 3, mitochondrial. The transcript is spliced from 4 exons. The coding region runs from base 611 to 1903 and encodes 430 amino acids. Gene Ontology annotation, molecular function: RNA binding. The record is from RefSeq and is a predicted model, not a curated record. NCBI's taxonomy places the organism in Eukaryota, Viridiplantae, Streptophyta, Magnoliopsida, Caryophyllales, Amaranthaceae.